AGCAAGCAAGUUCUUGGUACAUAUUUCAAUGAUAAAAAUCCGUGAAAACCAUGUAUUUAUUAAUAUAUGUAUGUUGUAUAUAUGCACGGCCCUCACGACUGGGUUGAAAGCACGAAGUUCCGUGCUUUAUGUGUUCAAAUAUUGAUAAAGGUAAUUUAAGACAAUUUUAAUAAACUUAGCAUGUUUCUUGUAAUGAUUAGCACAAUGCUGUAUAUAGCUCGGUAUUGAAUCUAUACAAUUAAUCGAUGAAUAAGGUUGAAUUGAUUGGAAGAGUGUGAACAUGUAAAUGGCGCACACAGACGAUCAUAAAUGGCCAUAAAUAACGUUCUUGGCAUUGGUAGACUUAUUUAUUGCUACUUCCGUGAUUCGCAAACUACACUUAAUACCAGGAUGUGGAUAGAUUAGGCCAUUAAUUUUAAUAAUAAAAAUGUUUGAGUGAAUGUGUAUUACAUUUCAAAACGAACGGAUCUAAACGAAUACAUGCAAGAUCUAGUCAUUGAAGACACUUAACGUCAUACCUCUAAGUCAGCACCCCCAAUAAUAACGACAGCAAUACCGUUUUAACGUCUUACGAUGGCGCGUCCUCUGACGUUGGAGCGUGUAUGGGCCGGGUUGGCGGUGGUUUACAAUCUGCAGACGUUCCCUCUCUUCGCCGCGUACAUCACCAUGAUAGUGCUCAGCGGCCAGUGGAGGAAGUUUUCAAAGCCUCUCAGUCUUAGACCGGUCUUGGUUGUGUACAACUUUACUGCAAGCGCCAUCAGUCUCUAUACCCUUGUCGGAUUUUUCGUCGGCUUAUACAACGCCGAGUCCUCGUUUGGCGCGUAUUCCGACGAACAACUGAGACCUGUGUUCAGAAUUUACUGGCUAACAAAGAUUUUUGAACUUCUGGACACCGUCUUUAUGAUAUUACGUCACAAAUCUCGUCAAAUUUCGCUGCUUCACGUUUAUCACCAUGGUAGCAUGUUGUUGCUGAGCGAUAUCGCCUACCAUCUAUUUCCGUAUCCGGCAAUGACGUCAUACCUCGGUUUGAAUUCUGCCGUUCAUGUGGUUUUAUAUAUGUACUAUGGAUUGAGUGCUCUUUAUCCUGAAAAUCCACCAGAGUGGAAAAAGUUUCUAACCCAGUUUCAGAUAGUUCAGUUUGCCAUUGACUUGGUGCAUGCUACCUAUGGGUAUAUAUACCACACGUACUGUAUAUAUGGUAUAUUUUAUGGUUUAAGUAUGUUUUGCUUAUUUAGUAAUUUUUAUUAUAGAGCCUAUAUCAAAACAAGAAAUCAAUCCAAAAAUCAGAAAGCUGACAAUGUGUCCAAUGGUGUAUGCAAUGGAGUGAAUGGAAUUAAAUCAAAAUAAUAUUGUCAACAUUGAUAUGACUCCAAUAGCUUUCGUAGGCAGCAAUAACAAUAGUAACGACAGGGCGUAUUUAUGUUGUAACUUGUAUUAUUUUUUAGAAUAUUUCCAUAAAAAAAACAUCAAAGUAAUUAGUUAAAAGGUUCAAAGUAGCUAUUUAUGCGUCAUAGUAUCUUUCAUUUAAUAUUCUCAUUUCAAUGUCCGUGCAAAACUGGAUCAUUAUUUUCUUUGCCUAAUUUCAUUGAGCAAUUUCAUGAUUUCUACGAAAUGACAUUGAUUGUGGAGAGACUUCAAACUAUAUAUCGAUAUCUGAAUAUACUCGUAGAUGUAUUACGUUUUGAUAUUAUUUACAGGUAUAUAAAUAUUUCAAAUCCACACAUGUUAUUGUUAAU
Messenger RNA from Mya arenaria, 1736 nucleotides. Its product is annotated as elongation of very long chain fatty acids protein 5-like. Lineage: Eukaryota; Metazoa; Mollusca; Bivalvia; Myida; Myidae. Gene Ontology annotation, molecular function: fatty acid elongase activity. The transcript has 3 exons. Gene Ontology annotation, biological process: fatty acid elongation, saturated fatty acid; very long-chain fatty acid biosynthetic process; sphingolipid biosynthetic process. Bases 574 to 1347 code for a protein of 257 amino acids. The record is from RefSeq and is a predicted model, not a curated record. Gene Ontology annotation, cellular component: endoplasmic reticulum membrane.